Rangifer tarandus platyrhynchus (Svalbard reindeer) is the source of this 324-nucleotide messenger RNA. The record is from the annotation of a GenBank genome assembly. Lineage: Eukaryota; Metazoa; Chordata; Mammalia; Artiodactyla; Cervidae.
AUGAGGUCACAAAACACGGUGUGCCUACAAAGUAUCACACCUGUGUGGCCCCCAGCAGCCUUUCCAAAGGGGGACUCCAGGAACAUUUCAGAAUGCAAAGAGCAUCUUCCCAGUAAGUUCAAAGCCAUGGAGGUAAUGCUAAGUGUGUGGGCACGUGCGAGAAAAGCCAUUCCACCUUGUGCUUCCAGCUGGAGCUUUCAACUUUUAAAACCAUUCAGGAGCUAUCAGUUCCCCAUUUUUGGAAGAAAUAACUCAGUCAGAAGGAAGUACAUCCACAGAAGAGAUCUGAUGGGGGAUGCAACCUCAGAACCUGGGGAGAAAUAA